Messenger RNA from Pungitius pungitius (ninespine stickleback), 3026 nucleotides. It is a transcript of the gene mta1, whose product is annotated as metastasis associated 1. NCBI's taxonomy places the organism in Eukaryota, Metazoa, Chordata, Actinopteri, Perciformes, Gasterosteidae. Gene Ontology annotation, molecular function: chromatin binding; transcription corepressor activity; transcription coactivator activity. The record is from RefSeq and is a predicted model, not a curated record. The transcript is spliced from 18 exons. Bases 296 to 2359 code for a protein of 687 amino acids. Gene Ontology annotation, cellular component: NuRD complex; nucleoplasm. Gene Ontology annotation, biological process: double-strand break repair; response to ionizing radiation; negative regulation of transcription by RNA polymerase II.
CGUGGCGUCGCUUCGUUUUUGACGUGUUGCUAGUUUACGGAUGACACGGUAAACUAGCAACACAAUUAGUUGUUUGUCACACUACUUUCCCCCCAAAAUGCCGCCACCGAACUCAAGGGUUUAGAAAAAAAAAUGUGUACUGUCUCUUUAAGGUCCCUCGGCUCGUCUGUUUCGUAUUGAUCAAUCCACCAUUUUCCAACACACAGCGGCGGCAGUGCUAACACAGCUCCGGCAGCGCCACAGAAGAGAGAGCCACCCCUCUACCUGGAGAGGAAGCCAGGGACCGGGGGCAGUCAUGGCAGCGAACAUGUACCGGGUUGGAGAUUAUGUUUAUUUUGAGAACUCGUCCAGUAACCCACUGCUGAUCAGGAGGAUAGAGGAGUUGAACAAGACAGCCAAUGGGAACGUGGAGGCCAAAGUGGUGUGUUUUUACCGGCGCAGGGACAUCUCUGGCACACUCAUCGCCCUGGCAGACAAACACGCAAGGGAGCUGGAGGAGGAGAUGGAGAAUCCAGAGAUGGCGGACCUCCCCGAGAAACAGAAGCACCAGCUCAGACACAGAGAGCUCUUCUUGUCCCGACAGCUGGAGUCUUUACCCGCCACACACAUCAGGGGGAAGUGCUGUGUGACUUUGCUGAACGAGACAGAAGCCCUUAAGUCUUACCUGGAGAGAGAGGAUGCCUUUUUCUACUCGCUGGUAUACGACCCUCAGCAAAAGACCCUGCUGGCUGACAAAGGGGAGAUCCGCGUUGGGAACAAGUACCAGGCCGACAUCACCGACCUCCUGAAAGAAGACGAGGAAGAUGGAAGAGACUUGGAGAAACUGGAGGAGAAGAUCUUUGACCCCAACAGCUUGCUGACCGAGAAACAGAUUGACCAGUUCCUAGUGGUUGCUCGGUCCGUCGGUACCUUCGCCAGAGCCUUAGACUGCAGUAGUUCGGUCCGGCAGCCCAGUCUGCACAUGAGUGCUGCUGCAGCCUCCAGGGACAUCACGUUGUUUCACGCUAUGGACACUCUCCAUGCCACGGGCUACGACAUGACCCGAGCCAUCGCGGCGCUGGUACCUCAGGGUGGGCCCGUCCUCUGCAGGGAUGAAAUGGAGGAGUGGAGCGCCUCGGAGGCCAACCUGUUCGAGGAGGCACUCGAGAAAUACGGCAAAGACUUCACCGACAUCCAGCAGGAUUUUUUGCCAUGGAAGUCCCUGACAAGUAUUAUUGAGUAUUACUACAUGUGGAAGACUACAGACAGAUAUGUACAGCAGAAACGAUUAAAAGCAGCCGAGGCAGAAAGCAAGUUGAAGCAGGUCUACAUCCCCAACUAUAACAAGCCAAACCCCAACCAGCUGAGUAACAUUGUCAAACUACCUCUGGUGAAUGGAGCGGCAGUUGCAGGUGUCCCGGGGCCAGGUGUCCAAGUACCUAGUGUCCAAGUACCUGGUGUCCAAGUACCUGGUGUCCAAGUACCUGGUGUCCCAGCGCCAGGUGUCUCAGCGCCUGCUGUCCCGGGGCCAGGUGUCCCAGCGCCUGGUGUCCCGGGGCAAGGGGUCCCCGGCGUCCCCAGCGUCCCAGGAGUCCCAGCAGUCCCUGCAGUCCCGGGCGCCCCAGGCCCACCAGGCUUGACGCAGACCCCUGUCCUUGGAAGAGCCUGCGAGAGCUGCUACACAAGCAGCUCCUACCAGUGGUACUCAUGGGGACCUCCAAACAUGCAAUGUCGCCUGUGUGCUUCAUGCUGGAACUACUGGAAGAAGUACGGAGGGCUCAAGAUGCCAACCAGAUUGGAUGGAGAGAGACCUGGACCCAACCGCAGCAGCAUGAGCCCCCAAGGUUUGCCCCUUCGGCACAGCGGCAGCCCCAAAUUCGCAGUGAAGACGAGACAGGCUUUCUUCCUGCAGACCACCGGCCUGACGCAGCUGGCACGCCGCCUUUGCCAUGACAUCAUCAGGCCGCGGUACCUCGCCAGGCACCCCUACCUGCCUGUCAACACGGCCGCCAUAAAGGCAGAGUGCGCCCUGCGGGGGCCAGAGGCGCCAAAGAAGCCGCUGCCACUGAAACCAGUGGAACGUAAACCUCUGGAGUCUGUGGUUCGGUAUUUAGAAGCACACCCGCGUCCAGCCAAACCCGCCCCCCCGCCUCGUGGGGCCUCCAUCUCUUCAGCCAGCCUGACGCCCAUUAAGUCCUCCCCCAUCCUCAACAACGGCUCCCCCACCAUCCUGGGCAAGCGCAGCUACGAACAGCACAACGGAAUGGAUGGCUCUAAAUCCAAAAUCCUGGCUCCACAGUGGGACAUCAUGGCCAAGCGUCUGAGCGAAGCCGGGCGGCCCUCAGUCUCCAUGCAGGACGAGGUGCAUGAACUGGACUGAGCGCUCGGCGGGAAUGACCUACUACAAACCCCAGUGAGAGGGUGACAUGAAAUGGAAAGGCACUUUCCAACCAACCAUAUGCGAGGGCAGCUGAGGAGACGACAGCAUCGGUCACCUUUCAUGAGUCGGCAUGGAUCCGUCACACCGCUGCGGACCAAUCGGCAAUUGAUCACUCUGGCUGUGGUCAAUGAGAAGAUGAGCCUGACUGUACAGGACUGUGUUUAUUACUUACAUUUCUCUUUAUUACUGUCAUUGUAAUUAUUGCUAUUGUUGUUAUAAUUUUUUUUACCAACUAUAACUCUGCUUAUUGUUUGUCGAUCAAACGAUGGAACUUGUGAAGUUUCAUAAACGCUUGCAGAGCCCUGUGGAAAAGGGUGGAAGGACUGUAACAUAAGCCACUUGCAUCUUCUAUGUCUGUUUUUUUUUUUUUUUUUUUUUAACAAAUUAAAUUCAACAAGGAGACAGACUUUUAUUUCAGUGCUACAAGUUAAUUCCUUGUCCUUCGUUUCGAUGAAUUCGAAUGCUUUACAGGAAAUUUGUUUUGUGAGCCGGCCGUGCUCUUCGGCCAGAGAGGUUUAACUUAUUGAGAAAGACUUGCUGUUUUUUCUACCUUUUUCACAAGUAAUGCAUCAAUGCUUAGAUAAUGUAAUUAAAAAAAGAUAAUUGA